Molecule: messenger RNA, 1023 nt
Organism: Hirsutella rhossiliensis
Lineage: Eukaryota; Fungi; Ascomycota; Sordariomycetes; Hypocreales; Ophiocordycipitaceae
Exons: 1
Coding region: 1-1023 (340 amino acids)
Source: RefSeq, a predicted model, not a curated record
AUGGUCAAGGCCGAGGACCGACUGGGAAUCACAUGUCCCAAGAGGAGCAAGUUCUACGUCUGCUCCGGCAAGCCGGCUCGCUUCGUCGGCUGCUGCUCCGUCAACCCCUGCGACACCAGCGAUGGUAAUUGUCCGCAGGAGAGCCUCGAGUAUACGAGCUUCAACAAGUCGGCCUACAACGACAUCCCCGCGCAGGAUUGCGUGAAAAACGAGCCCGGAACUGCCUGGUACGCAUGUGCCUAUGCACAGCCGCCCUUUAUGGGCUGCUGCUCCGUGAACCCCUGCCAAGCAAACGGAUGCCCCGCGGCUUCGCUGCGAGCCGGCGCGUUGAGCGAGAUCGAGGAAAACACCGGUGUUUUCCUCGGCAAGCCUCCUGCGAGCUCGUCGUCUUCAACCGCCUCAACCGCCGCGUCGACUUCGACUGCCUCAUCCGUCACGUCGUCUGCCACAAAUACGUCGACAAGCGAAGCCAACAGCCAAAUCAACCCGGGACCCUCAAAAGGAGCUAUUGCCGGGAUAAGCGUCGGGGUCACGUUCGCCGCCGUUUUCCUCGUCACAUUCGUAAUCAUCUGGCUGAGGAAGCGGUUCGAGGUCAAGCGGAAGAAGCAGCAACAGUGGCAGGAUCCGUCAGUGGCAAAGGGAGGAGAUUCUUCGUCCUACCAGAACAACUUCUCGCCGAACUCGCAGAGCAUGAUUUCGCCUUGCACAACAAGCCCAUUCACAACGAACAACUCUCCCUAUACGAACCAUCAGUCGUCUCCCUCGCAGCAAUGGAACAGUUACCAGCCUUCAGCCACGCAGUACGACGCACAGCGUCAUUAUGAUGGCGCAGGUGCCACGACGGCCGAAUUGUCCGCCGUGGCAGCCGAUGGCACCCGCAGAGCCUAUAACGAGAAGAUGGGACAUGGUCCAGCAGAGCUGGGAACUGACAGGUCUGCAGGCCAGUUUGUGCCUGUCGAGCUUGGGGAUUCGACUACAUACGACAGGGAGGUGAAGCAGCCGGCUGAGAGAGGGCAGAGGUGA